AUGGUCCGGUGUGUACGCUUGGACUCUGCGAUUAGACCGUGCUAAGACGCGCAAAACAGAUACAGCAAGCUCCCCUUCCGACUCGCCGCAAGAGAAUACGGCACAGACAUCACCUAUACUCCGAUGAUGCUGGCUCACGAGUUCAUUCGGUCUCAUAUUGCUCGUCACUCUGACUUCACUACUCACGAUCUUGAGCGAGCAGCCACUGCAGACGGCCGGCAGCAUGCCCUCAUUGCACAAUUUGCCUCCUCGGACCCGACCGAAUUCGCCAGAGCCGCAGAGGUGGUCGCGCCUUGGGUCGAUGGCGUUGACCUGAACUGUGGCUGUCCCCAGAGUUGGGCUUUCAAAGAAGGCAUUGGCUGCUCGCUUAUGGAAAACCCCGAACUGGUGGCAAGCCUUGUCAAAGCCGCGAAGGCGAGACUCGCCCCGGAGAAAAGUGUGAGCUGCAAGAUUCGCAUCCAUAAAGACCUGAAGUAGGAUUCCAAGCUUCUUUGCCAGAACUCUGAAGUGACUGACUGCUGCUUUAGCCAGACGAUCCGAUGGGUGCAGGUAUUGCAGGAGGCGGGCGUCGACUACAUCACCGUCCAUGGCCGUACGAGACACCAGCGCUCCAGCACACCGCCCGACUACGAGGCCAUCCGAAGACUCAGACCCCAUAUCCGCGUCCCGAUGAUUGCCAAUGGCGAUGCUUACACCUUGGCAGACGUCAAUCGAAUCGCAGCCGCAACCCAAGCAGAUGGUGUGAUGGCCGCAAGGGGCAUCUUAGAAAAUCCGGCCAUGUUCGAGGGAUCUGAUACUACAACCGGGCAGUGCAUCAGCAACUUCAUGACUUGGGCUGUAAGGUGCCCGAUACCUUUCCCGCUGAUCCUGCAUCAUAUCAGCGAGAUGAGCGGAAGGAUGCCCGGCAUGACGAAGAAGGACAGGAAGAUUCUAAUGGAUUGUAAGGACGUGCUUGAUCUACUGGACUUUGUGGAAGACAGGUGGAGUCUGGAAAGGCGAUAA
Molecule: messenger RNA, 1002 nt
Organism: Lecanosticta acicola
Lineage: Eukaryota; Fungi; Ascomycota; Dothideomycetes; Mycosphaerellales; Mycosphaerellaceae
Source: the annotation of a GenBank genome assembly